AUGCCCGAGAUUCGUCGCGGCAGCUCCGUCCACGCGAGCUCGAACCCGACGUCUCCCCUUGCCGCCUCGACAUCCUCCCAGCUGCCGCCCAUACCGCCCGUCUCGAUAUCUCAAUCGCAGAGCAACGACGAUGCCGUCCUCCGCCAAGCGGCCGAGACUACCUCUGCCACCGACCUGCGAUCGGCCUCAAUCGACCACGCCGGCGACCGGCCGCCGCGCCGCUCCAUCACACUCGCCGCCGUGGUGAAGCCCAGGCGUCACUCCUCCGAUCUCCAUCGCGCAUCAUCCCUCCUCGCCGAGCACGCCACAAGGACAACAUCUCCCUCUGCGGCUACCGACGCUCCUCCGCGCCGCAGCCUCUCGUACGCUCACCGGCCCGAGGCCACCGCCUACUACGAUUCGCGCGCCGCCACCCGCGCCGAGUACCAGCGCCGUGCCAAGACGCUCGAGGAGUACUACGACGAUAACCCCAGCCUGCUACCCCAGCUGCCCUUUACCUGGCACCACGGCUGGCGCCGCUGGCGACUCUUCUUCUUUGCCUUUCUCGUAUUUGUCGACGCCUGCGCCAUUCCCAUUGCCCUCUACUAUGGCAUGUGGUACGCCGGCAAUGUCGAAGGCUACAUCAUCUUUGCCGUCGUCACCACCAUCUGGGGUGGCCCGACCUAUCUCGAGUUCGCCAUCCGCACUCUGCGUCUUAUCAAGAAAGAGCGCUUCUACCGUCCGCUUGGCACCAACAGCCGGUGGUGCUUUGAUGUCACCACAUGGACGUCCGUCAUCACCAUCACGGCAGUCACGGCUCUCUUUGUCGUCGGCAGUGUGCCGCAUAUUGUCUGGCUGCGCGUCCUAUGCAUGCCUGCACCGGCCAUUUUGUAUUCCAUUGGUGGUGUCAUGGCCCUGAUUCUGCUUUACCAACAGAUGGGCUGGAAAGCACCUUUUCGACUCAGCUCUACCCCCAAGGGUGGCAAGGUUCUCCCUCCGGUCUAUUACUUUAUCGAAGACGUCAUCGCUGUCAAUGCUGGCGCCGGCCGCCCCUUUCGCGAGGCUCUCGCCGCCCGCUACAAGGCCAGCCCUCGUUUUCGGCGCAUGCUUUACAUCCAGUCCGUCUUCUGGUGCAUCCCGGCCCUCGUCAUCGCUAUUCCCCUCACCGUCAUUGCCGUCAUCCAUGCCGUCCCCGCUACGGCGGCCUACGGCAUUUGCUGGGCCGUUCCCUUUCUCUGGAUGGUCAUCUGGGGUGUCAUCUCUGUCUACUGGUGCAAGGCCGACAUGGUCCGCGAGCGUCUUGAGUGGCAGGCCGGCAAGGUCGAGGGCGCCAUCACACCGAUGCCUCACUCGUCGCCAUCAUCGACCCCGUCGCCGGACAAGCAGCAGCGAAGUGAUACAACAACAACCACCGCUGAGGAAGCAUAG
Messenger RNA from Beauveria bassiana ARSEF 2860, 1407 nucleotides. RefSeq lists its product as uncharacterized. The coding region runs from base 1 to 1407 and encodes 468 amino acids. The transcript has 2 exons. Lineage: Eukaryota; Fungi; Ascomycota; Sordariomycetes; Hypocreales; Cordycipitaceae. The record is from RefSeq and is a predicted model, not a curated record.